This is a messenger RNA of Phragmites australis (common reed), 1534 nucleotides long. Its product is annotated as probable carboxylesterase 12. The transcript has a single exon. The record is from RefSeq and is a predicted model, not a curated record. Gene Ontology annotation, molecular function: hydrolase activity. NCBI's taxonomy places the organism in Eukaryota, Viridiplantae, Streptophyta, Magnoliopsida, Poales, Poaceae. Bases 201 to 1346 code for a protein of 381 amino acids.
ACGCAGAUUCUUCGGCAGUUCGACGUUGCUGUGCCUAACUUCCGUUUCGUCUCGAGCAACGGGAGCUUAACAGAGGAGAUGAUCCAUGUGAUGAUGCAACUGGCCUGUCGUCGAGAGGUGCCAGUGACGGAGGACAACACGUAGGGCGCACGCUGCAGAUGGGACGCUGCCUACUGCCUACAUAAACGGCUAACUCAAGGAUGUCUCCGCCUCUCAAAGGCUGCGACUUGGCUUCGCUGAUCAUGGCGGUGAGCAUCACGUCCGCGCUGCUGCUCCUGCUCAACAUGGCCGGGGCCUUGCUGGCCCCGCGCUCUCCUCCCGGCCCGGCCUCCGUGGACGCCGAUGGCAGAGAUGGGGACGUGGACUUUUUCUUCUUCCCCUUCUUGGUCCUCUACAAGAGCGGCCGUGUGCAGAGGUUCAUGGGCACGGACACCGUGCCGGCCUCCACGGACCCGGCCACCGGCGUCGCGUCCAGGGACGUGGUCAUUGACGCCGCCGCCGGACUCGCCGUACGCCUCUACCUGCCGAGCCUCGCCAACUGCACGGCGAGGGUGAGCGGUGGCAAGCUGCCCUUGGUCGUGUUCUACCAUGGCGGCGCGUUCGUCACGGAGUCGGCCUUCUCGCCGACGUACCAGAGGUACCUGAACGCCCUCGUGUCCAAGGCCGGGGUGCUCGCCGUGUCCGUGAAGUACCACCUCGCGCCCGAGCACCGGCUCCCGACGGGCUACGACGACGGGUGGGCGGCGCUCCGGUGGGUACUCGAGAACGCGCGGUCAGGGCCGGAGCCCUGGCUGUCGCGCCACGCCGACCUGACGCGGCUGUUCUUGGUCGGCGACAGCGCCGGCGGCAACAUCGCGCACAACAUGGCGAUGCGCGCCGGGAGGGAGGGCCUGGACGGCGGCGCGACCAUCCGGGGCGUAGCGCUGCUGGACCCGUACUUCUGGGGGAAGCGCCCGGUGCCGGCGGAGACGAGGGACGAGGCGACGCGGCGGUGGCGCGAGCGGACGUGGAACUUCGUGUGCGCGGGGCAGUACGGGAUCGACGACCCGGUGAUCAACCCGGUGGCCAUGGCGCGGGACGAGUGGCGGCGGCUCGGGUGCGCGCGCGUGCUGGUGACCGUGGCGGGGCUGGACGCGCUGAGUGCGAGGGGCCGCGCGUACGUCCAGGCGCUCCGGGCGAGUGGGUGGCGCGGCGAGGCGGAGCUCUACGAGACGCCUGGCGAGUACCAUGUCUACUUCCUUAAUAAGCCGGAGAGCGAGAAGGCGGCGAAGGAGAUGGAGAUCGUGGUGGACUUCAUCAGUGGCAACAAAGUGCGCACAGCUUCAACUUCAAGAAUGGAUGCCUGAAACAAUUUAUUUCAAGAGGUUCAAUAGAACGCAAGUACACGACAUGUUACUGUUCAGAUGAUAUGAAAUUAUGAAGUUAGCAAGUGAAAGGCUGAACUUGGGGAUCGUACGCCCAUCCAUCUGACCGUGUUAAUUCAGAGGAUGCAAUUUACUCAUAUAAAGAUUUUGCAGUAAAUUUUGGAUUGCAA